This is a messenger RNA of Caenorhabditis briggsae, 534 nucleotides long. It is a transcript of the gene Cbr-skr-17, whose product is annotated as Protein CBR-SKR-17. Gene Ontology annotation, cellular component: nucleus; cytoplasm. The coding region runs from base 1 to 534 and encodes 177 amino acids. The record is from RefSeq and is a predicted model, not a curated record. NCBI's taxonomy places the organism in Eukaryota, Metazoa, Nematoda, Chromadorea, Rhabditida, Rhabditidae. Gene Ontology annotation, molecular function: cullin family protein binding. Gene Ontology annotation, biological process: SCF-dependent proteasomal ubiquitin-dependent protein catabolic process. The transcript has 2 exons.
AUGGCGCCGAAAAAGAAUAGUGCAAAGCGGCCACAGCCCAGCACACCGAAGCCUUCCGCUCCAGCACGAAUCGUUAAAGUACAGUCUUCUGAUGGUCACAUCCUUCAAGCUGAUGUUCGAGCGCUGCUUCUUUCGAGCACUCUAGCCGCUACUAUCAAGGGAUAUGACGACGAAAACAAACCUCUGGAAAAAUUAGAAGUCAACAAUGUUGUCGGAUUCACUUUGAAGCUAGUGCUAGAAUGGUGUGAGAAGCACAAAGAAGACGAUCCAGCCAUUGCACAAGCGGAGAAGGACAAGAAAAAUAUUUUCAUUCCGUCGUGGGACAGACAUUUUCUCACCAAAUUGCCCAUGGGAAAUCUGUUUGAUCUCAUAACUGCUGCCUAUCAUUUGGAUAUUACUGGACUGAUCAAUUACGGCUGCAAAACGGUUGCUAACUCAGCAAAAGGAAAAUCUACAGAAGAGAUGAGAGAACUGUUUGGGAUUCCGGAGCCAUGGGAACAACCGUCCACCUCAACUGCCACUUGGGACGAUUAA